AUGAGCCAUUCUCCCUACGCCGACUUGCCUUUUGUGCGCUACGAAGGCGCAGACAGCCGCAACCCCCUGGCCUUCCGUUGGUACGACCCACAGCGCGUGGUACUGGGCAAAACCCUGGCCGAGCAUCUGCGCCCAGCCGUCUGCUACUGGCACACCUUCUGCUGGGGCGGGCAAGACCCCUUUGCGCUGGGCGACCCCUUGUUUGCCCGACCCUGGUUCCAGGGCGAACCCGUGGCCGCCGCGCGCUUGAAGCUCGAUGCGGCCUUCGACUUCUUUGAGCGCCUGGGCCUGCCGUUCUGGUGCUUCCACGACCGUGACGUCGGCCCCGAAGGCGCCACCUUGGCCGAGACGAACCGCAUUCUCGAUGGCCUGCUCGACCAUGCCGCCCAGCGCAUGGACCAGAGCGGCAUCCGUCUGCUGUGGGGCACGGCCAAUUUGUUCUCGCACGCGCGCUACAUGAGCGGCGCCGCCACCAACCCCGACCCUGCCGUAUUUGCAUACGCGGCCGCGCAAGUCAAGCACGUGCUGGAGUGGACGCAGCGCCUGGGCGGGGCCAACUAUGUACUCUGGGGUGGCCGCGAGGGGUAUGAAACCUUGCUCAACACCGACCUGCGGCGCGAGCUCGACCAGUACGGCCGCUUCCUCGCCGCCGUAGUGGAGCACAAGCACAAAAUCGGUUUUACCGGCAGCUUGCUGAUCGAGCCCAAACCCCAGGAGCCCAGCAAACACCAGUACGACUACGACAGCGCCACGGUAUAUGGUUUCCUGAAGCGCUAUGGGCUGGAAAACGAAGUCAAACUCAAUCUGGAAGUCAACCACGCCACCUUGGCGGGGCACAGCUUUGAGCACGAAGUGGCCACCGCAGCCGCCUUGGGCGUACUCGGCUCCAUAGACGCCAAUCGGGGCGAUGAGCAAUUGGGCUGGGACACCGAUCAAUUCCCCAACAACCACGUGCAGCUGGUACCCGCCAUGCUGGAAGUGAUUCGCCACGGCGGCUUGGGCUCAGGGGGUUUCAACUUCGAUGCCAAGGUACGCCGCCAGAGCAUCGACCCGGUCGAUCAGCUGGCGGCGCACGUGGGCGGCAUCGACACCCUGGCGCGCGCCUUCUUGUGCGCCGUCGCAUUGGCAGAAGCAGGUGAACUCGACCAAGCGCGCCAAGCGCGCUACGCCGAUUGGUCCGGCCCCUUGGGGCAGCGCAUCAACGCAGGCGCCAGCUUGGCCGAACUGGCGCAACUGGUACACGCACAAGGCAUUGCACCCACGCCCCGAUCGGGGCGGCAGGAGCAGUUGGAAAACCUGCUCAACCGCUUCGUGUAAGAAAGGGCCGCGCCCGUUUCAUGCCGCUGCGCUUGUCCUGGCGCAGGGCGGGGAGCGGGAGCGUGUGUCGAAGGACACACGCUUUGA
This is a messenger RNA of Xenopus tropicalis (tropical clawed frog), 1404 nucleotides long. RefSeq names its product xylose isomerase-like. The transcript has a single exon. Gene Ontology annotation, biological process: carbohydrate metabolic process; pentose-phosphate shunt; D-xylose metabolic process. The record is from RefSeq and is a predicted model, not a curated record. Gene Ontology annotation, molecular function: metal ion binding; isomerase activity; magnesium ion binding. Lineage: Eukaryota; Metazoa; Chordata; Amphibia; Anura; Pipidae.